Nerophis ophidion (straightnose pipefish) is the source of this 3942-nucleotide messenger RNA. RefSeq names its product dystroglycan 1 (gene dag1). The record is from RefSeq and is a predicted model, not a curated record. The coding region runs from base 450 to 3008 and encodes 852 amino acids. Gene Ontology annotation, molecular function: laminin binding; calcium ion binding. The transcript is spliced from 4 exons. Lineage: Eukaryota; Metazoa; Chordata; Actinopteri; Syngnathiformes; Syngnathidae. Gene Ontology annotation, biological process: nerve development; morphogenesis of an epithelium; muscle attachment. Gene Ontology annotation, cellular component: sarcolemma; dystrophin-associated glycoprotein complex; basement membrane.
UCGCCCCGCCCUCCUCACUUAGCCCCGCCCCCUGCAUGUAAACCACCAUUGUGAGUCCACAGCAGACAUUCACGUCGCGGAACGUCGCGGACCUCGAAGGAAGACACGUCGCCUCGCGCCACCCAGAGGCAGUCGAGCCGAGCGUCCAGGUCCAAUGUACCGCCCUGACGCUCGUUUUUGCUUCGCGUUUGUGUCGUGGACCGUGAGGAGUGCUGGCUGUCGGCGGUCGUCGUGUUUUUCCUACCAACUUUGGAGCGGAGCUUCGACAAGAGGACCAUUUACUGCGGAGUCAGCGGCUUGCUCCUCCCUGUGAGGAGGACAAAAGAAGAAAAGGAGGUGGAGGAGCAUCUCUCUUGGCGCCAAUCAAGUGGGGGAGGAGCUAAAAGAAACAGUGGGCGGGGUUCAUUAGGGGUGAAUGCCCCGCCCCCUUUAGCCCAUCAUCUUUGAGAAUGAUCCAGAAUCUCCACGUGGGAGGCGUCAGAAUGAGCGUGCUCCUGCUGGCUGUGCUCCUGGUGGGCGUGCGAGGAGAACAUGGUGGAGGUGAGCUGGAGGCCUCCAUGCAUUCGUCGCUCGUCCUCCACUUCCAGGAAGACACCGCAGAUGCCAACGUGGCCGCCAUGAAGCAGAACUUCCCCGAUUCCUCAGCAGUGGUGGGCCGGCUCUUCCAGAUGAAGGUGCCUACCAAGAUGGAGGACACGUAUGUGGGCGACGUGAUACAGAUUUCCGAGUCGGGGAAGGACGUUCUGCCCACCUGGCUGCACUGGGACGCCACCCGCAGAACUCUGCAGGGUCUACCGCUGGACGGGGACAAAGGCGUCCAUUACAUCUCAGUGACCCUGUCCAACCACUCCGAGUCGUCGGCAUCGUCUUCAUCGGAGGUGUUCUCCAUCGAGGUGCACCCUGAAGAUAAUUCGGAGGCUGACUCGCCUCAGAUUACGUCCAACCAAGUCGCCACUGAACGCGACCUGUUCACGUGCGGCAAUGAGGAACCGACCACGGUGUUGACAGUCAUCCUGGAUGCCGAUUUGACCAAAAUGAGCUCGCGCCAGAGGGUGGUGCUCUUGGACAACAUGCAGAGAUAUUCGGGCAUGGAGCUGACCUUCAUGAAGAUUCUUCCUGUGGUCAAUAAUCGUCUCUUUGACAUGUCUGCUUUCAUGGCAGGACCCGGGAACGCCAAAAAGGUGGUGGAGAACGGUGCAUUGCUCUCUUGGAAGCUCGGUUGUUCACUCGACCAGAGCACCGUCCCAAACAUUGACAGCGUCCAGGGGCCAGCAAAGGCGGGCACCAUGUCUGCUGAGUUGGGCUACCCCGUGGUGGGCUGGCACAUUGCUAACAAGAAGCCCCAUGUUCCCAAGCGUGUGCGGCGCCAAUUCAACAACACCCCUACGCCGGUCCUGGCCGUGCUUCCUCCUACCAGUGUUGUCGAACCUCCAGUGAGGAUUGUUCCGACGUUGUCUUCCCCUGCCAUCGCUGCUCCCACCGAAAGCUCUGCACCGCCUGUUCGAGGGCCUGUACCGCUACCAGGCAAGCCGACCAUUCGAGUCCGCGACCCGAUUAGCCACACGCCCACUUUGGGGCCUCCUCAACCUACAAGGGUGAUGGAGACCACCAGCACCAUCCCCAUCGAACCAACUAUGACCAGGCCCACCUUCGUGGAAGCUACCGCCACACCGCCUACACCCACCCGAAAACCUACCAAGAAGCCCAAAAGACCCAAAACCACCCCCAUGCCCAAAGAACCAAAGACAACCACAGCAAAGCCAUCCAGACGCACCACGCCGUCUCCUGGCGUCCUUCCAGAUCCCUUCAAUGAAAAACCAGUGUUACGCAAUCCCAUCGACCAGGUCAAAGCUUUAGUGGGUACGUACUUUGAGGUCAAGAUCCCCUCAGACACCUUCUUCGACAAAGAAGAUGGAACCACCGACAAACUGCGUCUGAGUCUGAGAAAGAACCUAAACGAAGUGGUCGGUGAAGGUUCAUGGAUCCAGUUCAACACUACCAGCCAGCUUCUCUACGGCCUUCCUGAUGUGCAGAACGCUGGAAAGCAUGAAUACUUCAUGCAGGCCACUGACAAAGGUGGAUUGAAUGUCAUCGACGCUAUUGAGGUCCGCGUUGACCGCUGGCCCGCUAACGACAAAACUCCUGUUGUGUUCACGGCCCGACUGGAAGGAGAACCGCGCUCCGUUACACACGACAUCCACAAGAAAAUACUGCUGGUCAGGAAGCUGGCGUACGCUUUGGGAGACCGAAACAGCAGCAUGGUGAGCCUGAAGAACAUCAGCAAAGGUUCCAUCCAGGUGGAGUGGACCAACAGCAGCCUGCCGCAGCAUCCUUGUCCCAAGGAGCAGAUCAUGACCAUGAGCAGGAUGCUUGCCGACGCCGACGGAAGGCCAUCACAAACCUUCCAGAAUUCCAUGGAACCUGAAUUUCGACCUCUGGGCGUCAAGGUGAAGGGGCGGGCCAGCUGCAGGACUUACUCCUUCAUUCCCCCGGGAGAGAUGGAAAUCCCGGAAUAUGUGCCAGUCACACCGGCACUGGGAACCGGGAGGCAGAGUACAGAUGACGUCUACCUCCACACGGUCAUUCCCGCUGUGGUGGUGGCGGCCAUCCUGUUGAUUGCGGGAAUCAUGGCCAUGAUCUGUUACAGGAAGAAGCGGAAGGGGAAGCUGACCCUGGAGGACCAGGCAACUUUCAUCAAGAAAGGCGUUCCCAUCAUCUUCGCCGACGAGCUAGACGAUUCCAAACCGCCAGCCUCUUCCAGCGCGCCCCUGAUCCUCCAGGAAGAGAAGCCUCCUUUGCCACCUCCCGAGUACCCCAACGUGGCCGCGCCAGAGACGGCGCCCCUAAACCGGGAACUGCUGGGAGAGUACACGGCACUCCGGGACGAGGACCCAAACGCGCCCCCUUACCAGCCGCCGCCGCCCUUCACCACGCCCAUGGAGGGUAAAGGCUCCCGACCGAAGAACAUGACUCCCUACAGAUCUCCUCCGCCCUACGUGCCCCCUUAAGACCUGCUUUGCCACGUCCCUUGCUGCUCACGCCGCUUCCUGGUCUUCUUCACCGUCUGGACUUCUUUGCGGCCGGAUGUACAAGGUGCUAAUGGUCAACACCGCUACGGGGUUUGCCUUUCUAGGGCGUAGGGGGCGGGGCUGGGCAGGUUGGACAGACUUCAGUUUUAGUGGUCUCCAAGGGGCUAAAGAUGCACGUGACCUUUGACCACAACACAUUGUUGCAAAUACAAAGCGAUAAACGUGCGCUUUGGUUGUGGCGACUUUUGAUUUUUUUUGGGUGGGGCAGUGGUGUUUUAUUUUUCUGCAUUAUCAGGAGUUUUCUUUUUUUAUCAGGAAGGAGUCGUUUUCCUAACACUUUACAUUUUUCAAUAACACAAAAGGUGUGUGUGUGUGUGUUUGUAAGCGUGAUCAAAGUUGAAGACACACAGGUUGUCAUGGCGAUGCAGUGGGACUGCUUCCAUAGUACAUAUAUAAAGAUGGGGAAGAGGGGCGAGGUCUAAAUGAACCUGCAGGUUGUUGUUUUUUUGUUCUGUUUGUGAGAAGCAAUAAAUUAAAUCCAGUGUGCGGGAAUAAAUGAGCGAAUGAUUGAUUAAGGUGCUCCUAUCAUGUCAGCAGACACAAGGCAAAAAAAAAAAUUGCUGCAGGUUGAGAUUAUUUUUCUACGUAAAGAGGAUGAGGUCACCAAUGUCACACGGAAAGAAUCUUCUAGAACUUUUUUAAUCCACUUUUGAUACUUGCCCCAGUGACCAUGACUGAACAAGUAAUACUUCUAAACUAGACGCUAUGUUUAUUAGUUUAAUUUGUGUGCCUUUGCAUUUAUCUUUGCUCAUACUUGAUGUACUUUUAUUUUGACAUGACUGACGUUUGAUUGGCCGACGCUAACAAGCUUAUUUUGCUUCUCCAUAAUAAAAUCCAAGUGGUACGACUUUUA